AUGGAGCCAGUCCACAUGCUCACAAAUCUCUUUGACGAUAUCCUCGACUGGGACGCUGCGUUCCACAUCGACGACAACAUCAAGCCGUUCGCAUUCCCAUCCUCAUUCGGUUCGUCAUCCCAUACGAUGUACGUCGACACCGAGUUGCCUGGGGACGUCAAGUUGGAGUCCCCCACUUCCUCGUCUCGUCCUGACCAGUCAUUCUACCCACAUCAUCCCCAUGUUCAACAGCAUCCAAGCUGUACUCGUACCGUCGUCCCGCAGCGCCAGUCCAUUCUUCCUCCAUCCUACAGCAUCGUGUCCUCCACGCAGCACAACUGCGCCUUGGAACAUCCAUCAACUCUCGUCAGUGCCACGAAUGAGCCCUCCAAUGUGCUUCUUUGUCUGCCACCUGUCGAGGACGAUGUGUGGUGGUUUCACGAGUUUGAAGCGUCGCUUCGAGCUGUGCCCCCCCCAUCCCAGCCAGCGGCGACUUCGCCUCACCUCGUCCUCCUUAAUGCGGAGCACGCGACAUUGCUUGAGCUGCUCUUGUCCCCGACUCCCCCUCCAGCAUCAGUCCCCGCCGGCCCCUCGUCGUCCGAGUGCGUCGUGCUUGGCUGCCACAACCUGACGUCCUUUGUACGAGGGCGAUGCAAGAAGUCGCAUGACGGAAAGCGCCGCUGCAAUUUCCACGGGUGUCCGUCGGGGCCCCAGACAGGGGGCUUUUGCAUCAAGCACGGGGGGGGGAAUCGAUGCACGUUUGUCGGAUGCAACAAAGCCGUGCAGACGGUGGGCAAGUGCAAGACACACGGCGGAGGGGUGCGCUGUAGUGUCGCCGGGUGCGACCGCAGCUCACAGGGGGACAAGAAGUGCCGCCGCCAUGGCGGUGGCAAGCGCUGCGGCGUCGACGGGUGCGGCAAGGGGGUGCAGAAGGACGGGUUUUGCGCCGCCCACCAUCCUAAGAAGUCCCACGGCCACCGUCAGCCCCGGCGGCGUCGGGGGGGUCGCCAUGUGGACAACAGCAGCAACGAUGUGCCGCCCCAUCAACCAACAUUUCAAUGCGACUAUAGAUAG
Messenger RNA from Aphanomyces astaci, 1053 nucleotides. RefSeq lists its product as hypothetical. The record is from RefSeq and is a predicted model, not a curated record. The transcript has a single exon. NCBI's taxonomy places the organism in Eukaryota, Oomycota, Saprolegniomycetes, Saprolegniales, Verrucalvaceae. The coding region runs from base 1 to 1053 and encodes 350 amino acids.